AAAACUACCUGCCAACAACAACAACAAUAACAACAACAUGAACUCAACAAUGCACGAUUAUCAAAUGAAUGGCCAGUUGGACAUGUGCCGCAGUGUAGGAGGACUAGGAGGCGGAGGUGGUGCAUCAGGCCCUGUGGCAGGCCCUGGCCUAUCCAUCCCAAAUUCCCUGAUGCUUGCCACAAAUCCAUCCGGCGGUGGCAAUGUCUCCAAUGGCCUGACCGUGGGUCUCGCUCAUGUCGGCGGUGGCGGCGGUUUAAGCAGCUGCAGUUUAUCAACCACCAACAACUCGGGUCGUACAAAUUUCACCAAUAAACAGUUGACGGAACUGGAAAAGGAAUUCCACUUUAAUCGCUAUCUAACACGAGCAAGACGCAUCGAAAUUGCCAAUACACUGCAAUUGAAUGAAACACAGGUUAAAAUCUGGUUUCAAAAUCGUCGCAUGAAGCAAAAGAAGCGUGUUAAAGAGGGUCUGAUUCCAGCGGAUUUGCUCAGUCAACAACAUAAUGUUGCUCCGGUGAUUAGUGAAAAGCAGACGCAGCAGCAGCAACAACAAGCCGAACUGCAACUAAAGACAGCUACAAAUGACAUGGCCAAUACUGAUAUGAGCACAUCGGCAAUACCAAUAGCGACAACAGCAACAUCAACGGCGCCAGCAGCAACAUCAGCAAUAACCAAACAAAGUUGAACGAAUUGUCUACGCCUGUUUAUUCCUUUUUUUGGUUUUUCUUCUCUCUCUUUAAU
Drosophila willistoni is the source of this 741-nucleotide messenger RNA. Its product is annotated as homeotic protein labial. Gene Ontology annotation, biological process: regulation of transcription by RNA polymerase II. Gene Ontology annotation, cellular component: nucleus. NCBI's taxonomy places the organism in Eukaryota, Metazoa, Arthropoda, Insecta, Diptera, Drosophilidae. The coding region runs from base 38 to 685 and encodes 215 amino acids. Gene Ontology annotation, molecular function: DNA-binding transcription factor activity, RNA polymerase II-specific; RNA polymerase II cis-regulatory region sequence-specific DNA binding. The transcript has 2 exons. The record is from RefSeq and is a predicted model, not a curated record.